Cordyceps militaris CM01 is the source of this 2340-nucleotide messenger RNA. Its product is annotated as putative protein-arginine deiminase. Gene Ontology annotation, molecular function: protein-arginine deiminase activity; calcium ion binding. Gene Ontology annotation, cellular component: cytoplasm. The transcript has 2 exons. The record is from RefSeq and is a predicted model, not a curated record. Lineage: Eukaryota; Fungi; Ascomycota; Sordariomycetes; Hypocreales; Cordycipitaceae. Bases 1 to 2340 code for a protein of 779 amino acids.
AUGAAGUCGAUCCCGAUUGUCUUGACCGGCCUCGCCGCCCUCGCCGCAGCCGAGAGCACCAGCCAUAAGCGCGCCACUGGCACCACCCCGAGCAAGGAGGAGCUCUGCAAGGAGACGGAGAAGUGCAUUGAGGAGAUUAAGGACAAGGGGCAGGACUUUUCCUGGGACUUGGUGGCUAAGUGCCUCGCCGUGCGCCGUCCUCCGCCGACCAAGGAGGAGCUGUGCGUCGGCUUCAAGGACGACUUUGAAGCCUGCCAGCGCGAGACCGGCGUCUGCUUCAACAAGAUCUCCGCCGAGGAGGACUUCACCUGGGAGAAGGUGUCCAAGUGUCUCGAGGGCCGCCUGCCCUCCGCGUCCGGUAGCGCCGCGCCGCCCGCCGCGCCCACCUCGACCAAGCCCGAGGACAAGCCUGUCGCACCUCCGGCCAACACGCCUACCGCGCCGCAGGACAAGGGCGCCACCGACGCGGGCACCGCGUUCAAGGCGGACCUCCGCGUCGAUACCAACCGCGACGGCGUCGUCGACGUCGACGACACCUCGGACCAGGCCGGCAAGGACACCUGGACCGACGCCGCCGGCGCCAUCUUCCUGCCCAACAUUGCCGACUCGGGCGACCGCUGCAAGAAGCUGCACACCAACUUUGCGCUGCCCCGGCAGCUCGCCACGCUGUACGACACGCUCGGCAAGUGCCACGACGCCGCCGACGACGAGCAGCGCGCGCCGCAGAACCUGGCGCCCAUGCGCACCAUGCCCAUCCAGGGCCUGAGCGACGCGGCCACCGGCACGAUCAGCAUCGCGGAGGAAAAGUCGCGCGCGCUCGUCCGCGUCUUCCGUGAGGCCAAGGGCGGCAAGUGGGAGAUUGUCAACAACGACACCAUCUUCACCGCGCAAGACCUGAAGGAGGGCCUCACGCUCGGCGUGGAUGCGCGCGACACGCGCCGCCCGGACUGGGACGGCCGCGUGAGCAUCGCCUUCACCGUGCGCGACGGCCAGGCCGAGUCCACCGACACCGCCAUGCUGCGCGUCGCGCCGGUGCUCCUGCACCACCACCGCCAGGCCGUUACCGAGGUCUUUACGUCCGACUUCCCUCAGUUUACGGGCCAGGUGAAGGAUUAUCUCAACACCAUCAUCGCUGGCAUCCAGACGAGCAUGAAGACGGCCGGCAUCACCGGCCCGCUCACGCGCCUCGCGACCAACGACGUCUGGGCGCAGGACUACUUUGAGCCUGGCUACACCAGCAUGCCGGGUCCCAACGGCACCGCCGUCGCGCUGCGCGUUGUCAUCGAGGGCCGCCACGACCAGAAGCACAACGCGACCAGCGUCAUCUACACCACCCUCCGCGGUGACGGCGUCGGCGCCGUCGCCCAGAAGCUGCCCCGCCAGGCCGACCUCAGCAAGCGCAGCUCCGACUUUGACGCCGGCGGCAACCUCGAGUCCCUCCCGCCGUACGAGCUCAACGGGCACAAGUACCCGGCCGGCCGCAUCCUCGUCGGCGGCGACAGCGACAACCUGCCCGUCGGCAUGGACUUCUUCGCCGCGCAGGAGAUACAGGCCCCGCUCGUGCUCGACUCGACCUGGCUCUCGGUCAAGCACGUCGACGAGAUGGUGCAGGCCGUGCCCGCCAAGACGCCGCGCGGCUGGGCCCUCCUCGUCGUCGACGCCGAGAUGGGCCUGCAGAUGCUUCGCGACGCCUCGGCCGCCGGCUUCGGCAGCCAGCGCGUCAUCAGCCGCUCGCCCCGCACUGGCCCGACCAUUGCCCAGUUCCUCAACACAAAGUCAAACACCGUCGCCGCCGAGGUCGCCGCCAAGGCCAUGGCCGCCAACAUCGAGAUCCUCAAGAAGGAGACGGGCCUGACCGAUGCCGAGAUUCACCGCGUCCCCGCGCUCAUCAGCCUCCUCAAGCUUUCUCAGGACUACGUCAAGCCGUCCAAGCGCCGCCGCGGCCUCAGCAGCCGCGACGACGCUGCCGAAGCCGCCCUCGACGCCGAGUUUCUCGACAAGUUCCCUUCCCACCUGCCUGACGAGGACGAGACCGAGGCCGACGAGACCCCUACCGAGCAGCGUCGCCAGGCCGCUGCCCCCAAGCCCCCCCGCUACAACUCCGUCCUGCCCAGCCUCGUCAACGGCGUGCCCCUGUCCGACUCGCACUACCUGGCCCCUAAGCCCUUCGGCACCGUCAUCGACGGCAAGGAUAUCUUCGAGGAAGCCGCUGCCGCCGCCUACAAGAAGGCCGGCUUCACGACUAUUGAGUUCAUGGAGGAGUGGAGGAUUCAUAGCGUCGCUGGCGACUUGCACUGCCUUAGCAACACGUUCCGCGAGACUUCUGAGCAAUGGUGGUAA